AUGAUGUUAGAUGUUGUAAAUAUUGAGAAAGAAUUGGCUUUGCAAAAUAAUAAUAAUAUUCCUGAAUUGCAAUUACUUUUCACUUUAAAAAAAGGAAUGGAUAGAAGACGUUUUAAUUUUCAAACAACAAAUGAGGUUGCUGCUAUUUUUAAUACAAAUUCUGAAGGAGAAAUUCCUGAAUCCUAUGUGACAAUUUAUAAUAAUUCUUCAAAAUCUUUGCAAUUAGUUAAUAGCUUGGACCCAAAUGUUGAGCCUUGGACAUAUCCCAUAUUUUAUCCCAAAGGAUCUAUGGGGUACGAUAUAAAUAUGCUUCGAAAUGACAAGGAAUCAUGGUUAAAAAAACACAAAAUUAGUAGAGCAGAUUAUUUGAAAUUCCGUAUAGCUGUCAGGGAUGAAUUUAAUCCUUUCUUAUUAGGUGGAAGAUUAUUUCAACAGUGGUUAGUUGAUAAUUACGUUAAAGUUGAGAAAGAUAGACUGCAUUAUUUUAAAAAUAAUCAACUAAAAAUAAGAUCAGAAUCAUAUAAAGGUUUAGUUGAUUAUUUACAACAUAGAGCUGAUGAAAGUGAUACACAUGUAGGUAAAUUAAUUGUAUUGCCAUCAACUUUUAUAGGAUCUCCAAAAAAUAUGUCACAGUUAUAUCAAGAUUUUAUGGCAAUUGUUGGUAAACAUGGCAAGCCAGACUUAUUUAUAACUAUGACAUGCAAUCCGCAAUGGAGGGAAAUUGUUGAAAAUCUUUUACCCAAUCAAACAGCGUCUGAUAGGCCAGACAUUGUUGGAAGAGUUUUUUCUUUAAAAGUCGACUGCUUAUUAGAUGUUAUUGUUAAAAAAAAAUUGUUUGGUGAGGUAUUAUCAUACGUAUCUGUCAUUGAGUUUCAAAAAAGAGGUUUACCUCAUAUUCAUUUGUUAGUUAUAUUAAAGCAAAAUUCUAAAUUGUUGACAGCUGAAAGUGUUGAUCGUUAUAUAUCUGCAGAAAUUCCUGAUAUUAAUUUAAAUCCAAUUUUACAUAAGACUGUAAUAAAACAUAAUAUUCAUGGACCUUGCGGAGAUUAG
Messenger RNA from Leptopilina heterotoma, 1050 nucleotides. RefSeq lists its product as uncharacterized. The record is from RefSeq and is a predicted model, not a curated record. The transcript has a single exon. Bases 1 to 1050 code for a protein of 349 amino acids. NCBI's taxonomy places the organism in Eukaryota, Metazoa, Arthropoda, Insecta, Hymenoptera, Figitidae.